Molecule: messenger RNA, 1901 nt
Organism: Brachypodium distachyon (stiff brome)
Lineage: Eukaryota; Viridiplantae; Streptophyta; Magnoliopsida; Poales; Poaceae
Product: purple acid phosphatase 2
Exons: 3
Coding region: 315-1712 (465 amino acids)
Molecular function (GO): metal ion binding; acid phosphatase activity
Source: RefSeq, a predicted model, not a curated record
UCGGAUGCGUGCAAUGAAGAAAGCACGCACGCAUAAUCCGUGGAUAUUCGCCGCCAGCCAAUCCUUCAUCCAAGUCUUGCCAAUCUCGACUAAUAAUAAUCUUGUUAGCGCGUGUUUCGAGCCUAAGACAAAAACAAACAGAGAAAAGAUUCGCGCUUUGCCAUAUAUAACCCCUUCGCCCUUCGUCUCUUUCUUCCCCAAGCAGCCAAGCUCACACUCUCUGAAGCCGUCGUCUCCAUUAAUCGCGCCCACACUCUGCUCACUCCUCUGUUCCCCUGCUUCCCCUGCAAAUUGCAGAAACAGGGGGAUCGCUCAUGGGCACCGCUCGCCGCCGCCUGGGCCUGCUGUUCCUGGCGGCGCUCAUGGCCGCCGCGCCGGGCACCCACGCCGGCAUCACAAGCGCCUACCGCCGAAAGCUCGAAGCGACAGCCGACAUGCCAUUCGACGCCGACGUGUUCCGCCUGCCCACCGGCUACAACGCGCCGCAGCAGGUGCACAUCACGCUGGGGGACCAGGCGGGGACGGCCAUGACGGUGUCGUGGGUGACGGCGAGCGAGCCCGGGAGCAGCACGGUGCGGUACGGGCGCGGCUCGCCGGACCCGAGGAAGAUGAAGCUGUCGGCGCGGGGCACGCGCACGCGGUACAGCUACGUCAACUACACCUCCGGGUUCAUCCACCACUGCACGCUCACGGGGCUCAAGCACGGGGCCAAGUAUUACUAUGCCAUGGGGUUUGGGCAUACCGUCAGGAGCUUCUCCUUCACGGUUCCUCCUAAGCCUGGGCCUGAUGUGCCCUUCAAGUUCGGCCUCAUCGGCGACCUGGGGCAGACAUUCGACUCGAACAGCACGCUCUCCCACUACGAGUCCAACGGCGGCGCCGCCGUGCUCUUCGUCGGCGACCUCUCGUACGCCGACACGUACCCGCUCCACGACAACCGUCGCUGGGACUCCUGGGCGCGCUUCGUGGAGCGCAGCGUCGCCUAUCAACCAUGGCUGUGGACGACCGGCAACCACGAGCUGGACUACGCGCCGGAGCUGGGGGAGACGACGCCCUUCAAGCCCUUCACCCACCGCUACCCAACCCCGCACCGCGCCGCCGGCAGCACGGAGCCCUUCUGGUACUCCGUCAAGAUUGCCUCCGCCCACGUCAUCGUGCUCGCCUCCUACUCCGCCUACGGCAAGUACACGCCGCAGUGGACGUGGCUGCAGGACGAGCUCAAGAAGGUCGACAGGGAGGUCACGCCAUGGCUGGUGGUGCUCAUGCACUCGCCCUGGUACAACAGCAAUGGGUACCAUUACAUGGAGGGCGAGACGAUGCGGGUCCAGUUCGAGAGCUGGCUCGUGGAUGCCAAGGUGGAUGUCGUGCUCGCCGGGCAUGUGCAUUCGUAUGAGAGGAGCAAGAGGUUCUCUAAUGUCGAGUAUGACAUUGUUAAUGGCAAGGCCACGCCGGUGAAGAACCUCCAUGCCCCGGUUUAUAUCAACAUUGGGGAUGGGGGCAACAUCGAGGGCAUCGCCAACAACUUCACGAAGCCGCAGCCGGCGUACUCGGCGUUCAGGGAGGCGAGCUUCGGGCACGCGACGCUGGAGAUCAUGAACAGGACGCACGCGUACUACGCGUGGCACCGUAACCACGACGGCGCCAUGGCCGCCGCCGCCGACUCCGUCUGGCUCACCAACAGAUACUGGAUGCCCACGCAUGACGACUCCAUCUGACUCAUCUUCCUUGUUAAUUUGCUCAAUGUGUUCUACAACAAACGCUCGCACUACCUCUUUUUUUCUUUCUUCCUUUAGUCAUGGGCUCAUGGCAUUAUGCAUUCGCGUUGAUCUUAGUGCAAUGCAAUGAGAGACCAAACAUAUGGCGUUUGUUUUUUCAUAAAUGAAUCGACCCAUCAUUGACAUGCA